Amphimedon queenslandica is the source of this 1590-nucleotide messenger RNA. RefSeq names its product protein disulfide-isomerase A3-like. Gene Ontology annotation, biological process: response to endoplasmic reticulum stress; protein folding. The transcript is spliced from 14 exons. The record is from RefSeq and is a predicted model, not a curated record. Lineage: Eukaryota; Metazoa; Porifera; Demospongiae; Haplosclerida; Niphatidae. Gene Ontology annotation, cellular component: endoplasmic reticulum. The coding region runs from base 69 to 1544 and encodes 491 amino acids. Gene Ontology annotation, molecular function: protein disulfide isomerase activity.
CACGUGUACAGACUCAAAAACUUAACCGUGGUUGCCAGUUGUACUGUCAGAGAAAAAAGAGGUGGAAAAUGGUUCGUUCUUUGUUCUUCUUGGCCUGUCUGGUCUUCCUUGCUUUUGCAGACGAAGAAGAUGACCCUGGUGAUGUCAUAGUGUUGGAUGACUCCAACUUUGCCGAAGGAGUCAAUGUUGAUCUCAUUUUGGUCGAGUUUUAUGCUCCAUGGUGUGGCCAUUGCAAACGUCUUGCUCCUGAAUAUAAACAAGCAGCCACACUAUUGAAACAAAGUGACCCACCAGUUCCACUGGCAAAGGUUGACUGCCCUGCUAAUACUGCUAUAUGCAACAAGUAUGGAGUCUCUGGCUAUCCUACACUCAAGAUAUUCAGAAAUGGCGAAAUCAGCUCCGACUAUAAUGGACCAAGAUCAGCACCUGGUAUUGUUUCUUACAUGGAAAAACAAAGUGGACCCAGCUCUAAAGAACUUGGGUCUGUACAAGAUUUGAAGAAUUUCAUUGAUAGUGACGAACAUACAGUCAUUGGGUUCUUCACUGGUGACGACAGCAAACUGAGGACAGCCUUCAUGUCAACUGCUAACUCGAUGAGAGAGGAUUUCAAAUUCGCUCACACGACGGCAUCAGAAGUACUAGAGGAAUAUGGAUACUCGGAUCAGGUAGCUAUAUUCCAGCCUCCUUACAUGGUAACGAAAUUGGAUCCGUCGCCAUUUGUGUAUGAAGGAGAUGCUACUGCUAGUGCACUGAGAGAAUUCAUUGAAUCAGAGCAUAUGGGUAUUGCUGGUGUAAGAUCUACUGAUGACGUGAAGUUUUAUGACGAGAAGCCGCUCUGUGUUGUGUAUUAUGAUGUCGACUAUACUAAGAAUCCUAAAGGUACAAACUAUUGGCGUAACAGGGUUAUUAAGGUUGCUAAGCAGUUUGCUGAUGAUGGAGUUCACUUUGCCGUGUCCGAUAAUGAAGAUUUCAGAAAUGAAGUCGAAGCACUGGGACUCACUGGCAAAGAACCAACUGCUGGUAUUUAUGAUGCUAAGGGAAAAUACGCCAUGUCAAAGGACUUCAGUGUUGACUCACUGAAGGAAUUUGUGCAGGACUACCUGGAUGGGAAACUUGAGCCUCAUAUUAAAUCGGAACCUGUUCCUGCUGAUAAUACAGGACCCGUUACAGUUGUUGUUGGUAAGAAUUUUGAUGAAAUUGUAAACGAUGAUUCCAAAGAUGUCCUGAUUGAAUUCUAUGCCCCAUGGUGUGGCCAUUGUAAAGCACUUGCACCUAAAUAUGACGAAUUAGGAGACAAACUAAAAGGUGAUACCAAUAUUGUCAUUGCUAAAACUGAUGCCACUGCUAAUGAUUAUCCACCACAGUUUCAAGUCCAAGGAUAUCCUACCAUUUUUUGGGUACCAGCUGGCAAUAAAUCCAACCCACAAAGAUAUGAAGGUGGUAGAGAAGUCUCUGAUUUCUUAAAGUUCAUUAAAGACAAUGCUACCAAUAAACCUGUUAAGGUUGAAGGAGAGAAAAGCAAGAAAAAGAAGAAGGAGCUGUAAUGAACUAUUGUUUUGCAUCUUUUUUUGUAACAAUUAAAAAAUUUAA